Dendronephthya gigantea is the source of this 1022-nucleotide messenger RNA. RefSeq names its product phospholipid scramblase 1-like. The record is from RefSeq and is a predicted model, not a curated record. Gene Ontology annotation, molecular function: phospholipid scramblase activity. Gene Ontology annotation, biological process: plasma membrane phospholipid scrambling. The transcript has 10 exons. The coding region runs from base 180 to 962 and encodes 260 amino acids. NCBI's taxonomy places the organism in Eukaryota, Metazoa, Cnidaria, Anthozoa, Malacalcyonacea, Nephtheidae. Gene Ontology annotation, cellular component: plasma membrane.
UUUACGGAGGAUUAUGAAAAGAAUAUUAUGAAAGAUAAACAAAUGUGAAGAAAAUGCGAGGAAAUGUGAAAAUCUCUUUUCUACGAUACGUAUGACUAUAAUCUAUAAUCUAUAUUCUAGCCAUUUGCUAUACCUCGUAUUUGCUCAUACAGCGAAAUAUUAAGUCAUUGGAUGUGAAAAUGGCUGAAAAACAAGGACCACCACCACCUAUAGCACAGCAACCAGGUACAGCGCAGUAUGGUCAACAAAGUGGGGAAGUAGUUGUUCAGAAUCCUGGAUUUGUCCAGCUUCAAAUGCCACAACCAAUUCCUAACUGUCCUCCAGGUCUUGAGUACCUUGCACAGAUUGAUCAACUGAUCAUUAAACAAAAGAAAGAACUUUUUGAAAUCUUCACAGGCUGUGAGAUGCAAAAUAAAUAUCAUGUUUACAACACACUUGGUCAACAAAUAUACUUUGUUCAAGAAGAUACAGACUUUUGUACCCGUCAGUGUUGUGGUCCCUUGAGACCAUUUGAUAUUCAAGUGAUUGAUAAUUUUCAACGAGAAGUGAUCCGUCUUGUUCGUCCACUGAGAUGUCAGGGAGCCUGUUGUCCAUGUUGCCUUCAAGUAUUGGAGGUUCAUGCCCCACCUGGCAAUAUUGUUGGAUACGUGAAAGAAAGAUGGACAUGUUGUUAUCCGAAGUGGGAUCUUUUCAAUGCCAAUAAUGAUCUUAUCCUGACCAUUGGAGGACCACUUUGUCAAUGCAAAUGUUGUGGAGAUGUCGUUUAUAAUGUAAUGUCAGCAGAUGAAACAUCUGAGGUUGGAAAGAUCACAAAGCAAUGGAUGGGUCUGAUGGAACUCUUUACCGAUGCAGACAACUUUUCGGUCACAUUUCCAAUGGACAUGGAUAUUUCAGCCAAGGCUGUGAUAUUUGGUGCCGCAUUCCUAAUUGAUUUCAUGUAUUUUGAAGAAAGUGACAACUGAAUCAAGUUAUACUAAUAUAAAAGACAGUACUAUUCUUGACCAUGUAAUCAAUUUCACUGU